Molecule: messenger RNA, 4877 nt
Organism: Salvelinus fontinalis (brook trout)
Lineage: Eukaryota; Metazoa; Chordata; Actinopteri; Salmoniformes; Salmonidae
Product: cyclin-dependent kinase 11B-like
Exons: 2
Coding region: 302-2359 (685 amino acids)
Molecular function (GO): neuropeptide hormone activity
Source: RefSeq, a predicted model, not a curated record
GUUGCGCUGGCCGUGGUGCUGAAAACUCUCCUCACGACGCACAGAUGCGACAACUGAAGUGUUUUUUGACAGUUGUUCGUUGAGAAACAAACACAUCACAAAACUGUUGACCCAAAAUAAAACACUAAUAUCACUUUUUCCAGAUAGUCCAGUCGCCCGAGAGAAGAGGUUGAAGAAGUUGAAACUGUUUAUGAAUCAUUUAUGAAGUGUAGAUAGACUGAGAGACUACCAGAGGCACAAGAUACAGCACUUCUCCCUCGCAGGAAUACAGGUGCUCGGACCCCCCUCCUGCCCAUUCUGCAUGGUCAUGACCAGUCACGACGCACCCUCCACAGCCCGACUCGUCCUAUUGGUCCUGCUCACUGUCACUCCACGGCUGACCGCCACCCCUGUGGGUGGGGAUGGGCAGGGGGAGGGGCACUCUAGGACUCACCAUAAAGAGGACAGCCUCAACCCCCUCCAUAGCCCUCUAGAAAUCAGCCCCAGCCCCCUCCACCACCCCUUGGACCAGACCCAGGACCGGAUAGAGGACCAGGUACAGAGCCAGGAACAGAGCUAUGGUGGCCCCACAAACAUGGACCCUGCCCGGGCUCUAGCCGCUAUGCUACUGGAGGCCCUGGACCACACUAGGAGAGGACAGACACAGGAGAGAGGAGAGGGGGACCCAGUCCCUUUGGAGGAGAGAAGGGAUGAGGAGACAAGGAGAGAGGUUGGGAGAGAGGAGGAGGAGGAGGAAAGGAGGGUGGGAGAGAGAAAUAUGGAACAACUAGGACCAGCACUAGUGGCAGUAGCUCUGGGAGAGGAGUUAAGAGAGAUAGAGGAAGAGGAGGAGAGGGAGGAGAAGAAGAGGUCGGAGGACAGAGGCUGGCUUCUAGAGAUAGAGGGGGACAGAGCUGGUGGUGGGAGUGAGGAGGGAGGACAGCAGAAGGAAGAGGAGGAGGAGGAAGGUGAAGCAGGGAGAUGGGGAGGUGAGAAGGAGAAAAGAGCAGAGGGGAGUAGGACAGGAGAGGAGGGGAGGCCUAUUGACCUCCAGCGGAAGGCUCGGGGCUACUUCCAGAACAUAGACCUCGGUCUCCAAGACAACGAGAUUCUUCCCCCUCUGAAGGGGUAUAAGGCCUAUAACACCCAGCUGGCACAAGCUGGGAAAAAGCUGCACUGGGAAGAGGAGCGGGCACGCAACACACCCCUGGUGGGAAACUUCAUGGACGACUUUGAGAAUGAAGCAGAGGAGGAGGAGGAGGCGGCAUUGUCGAUGGUGGAGGAGGAGGAGGCUCGGGCGCGUGCAGAGCAGCAGGAGGUUCAACGGCAGCAGGAGGAGGCAGAGAGGGCUAGAGAGGAGGAGCAGAGGCUGGCGGACAUCGCCUCGGACAUGUUGCUGCAGUACAUGGGGAGACAGAAGCAGCAGAGGGCGCCCUACCUCACGGCCAGACAGAAACAAAAGGGGGCGCCCUACCUCACGGCCAGACAGAAAGCCGGCGCCAACGCUGCUGAAGACAAGCGCUCCGAGGAGGUGGUAACCGACGGCGACGACCUGGAUCAGCAGAUGAUUGACAGGCUGAUCGAGAUCAGCAGCAAGCUGCACCUGCCGGCCGACGACGUGGUCCAGAUCAUCUCCAACGUAGAGGAGAAGAAGAAGAGGAAGGAGCUGACGCCGCUUAGCAACCCGGUCGCCCCGCGUUACCGGCCCCUAGUGACGGGCCCCAUGUACCACUACACAGCCUCCUCCAACCCCAAGAAGGACCCUUACUACCAGCCCUACAAGAACAAGUGGAACAAGGACAGAGCGAAGGCUAAGGCCUACAAGCAGGACGUUUGGUUCAAACCCCAGAAACAGAAGGACGUCUGGUUUAAACCACAGAAACAGUUCCUAGCCUUCCCGUCCUACCCCUACUACCAGAAACCCUAUCGAGCGUACUACCCUGUGUUCUUCCCCUACCCCAAACCCCAGUACUACGACAAUACCCCCAUGGGGGAGGAGCUACCCCACAGCCCGCCCUCGGACUACGAGCUUCGGCCUACCAGGCGCAGACACAGGGCCGGAGGCAGGGCCAGAGGUGGAAGUAGGCAUGGCUGGAGACAGCAACCCCUCCCGCCCCGUCUUCCCUCCUCUCCCUACAUCUCCAAUUACAUCCUGCCACACCCCCGGACAUAUCAGCCCCUGCCUAAACCCCUUUCCCCCCAGAACAGGGCCAGGCCCCCCCCGUACUACUACCCCUCAGGGCCUGAGGGCUUGGGUGUAGCUGGGGGGUGGGCGGGAGGGGACUAUGAAGACGACGAUGGGCUGGUUCCUCAGCUGGACAGUCAAGAGGAAUUGGAGAACUUUAUAUCCAAAAUAUACAUGAAACGCAGAAUGUACUAGAGACAGAAGGACAGACAGUACUGCAGGACAAAAGGACCAAACAGGGGAGGGAAGAGAGGGAGUAAAUAGGAUUGGAUGAGAGAGAAAGAUAGGAUUGGAUGAGAGAGAAAGAUAGGAUUGGAUGAGAGAGAAGGAUAGGAUUGGAUGAGAGAGAAGAAAGAAUGAGAGGGUGGUGGUGAAAGAUUGCUUUUCUGUUGUUUUUUCACUUUGUCGUUUCUUUGUUUUAUUUGUGACCAGGGAAAGGAGGGAGGAGGGGGAGAUGUUGACGUUGUGAGUCAGAACCUCCGGUCUAUCCGGAUCAGGGCUGUCUGCUUUCAUUCAGGUCUGUCUCUGACGUUGGGGCACAUCCAGAGAGUUUGGAGAGGGGGGGGGUUUAGAACCGACAACAUGGUGCCGACAAACAGGAGACUCAUGUUUACAGAAUCAUCUAUAGACGGGUUACCUGACAACGUCACCAAAAAGAUGUGUACGCUUCAAUGGGGCCAGAUUUACACGUGUUUCUGUGAUUCUGGAUGUCCAGAUCGCUAGAAACGAUGACAAGAAGCUGACGUGGGGAAACGUAGGCGGCUCGUUUCAGCUCGUUGUGUCUUGUUAUUGAUACCGUGUCUUGUUUUGAGGUGUUUUGACUGAUGUCGUAUUAAUGCUAAUAUGGCAAAUAAAAAAUGCUAGCUAGCUAACCAACAGCUGCAACAAUAUAUUUGCGAAACUAUAUUUGUUGCUAAACAACCAACCUGUCUGUUUUGCCUUAUAGAUACGCACGCCUCGGUUUUGUUGCUAAACAACCAACCUGUCUGUUUUGCCCCAUAGAUACGCACGCCUCGGUUUUGUUGCUAAACAACCAACCUGUCUGUUUUGCCCCAUAGAUACGCACGCCUCGGUUUUGUUGCUAAACAACCAACCCGUCCGUUUUGCCCCAUAGAUACACACGCCUCGGUUUUGUUGCUAAACAACCAACCUGUCUGUUUUGCCCCAUAGAUACGCACGCCUCGGUUUUGUUGCUAAACAACCAACCCGUCCGUUUUGCCCCAUAGAUACACACGCCUCGGUUUUGUUGCUAAACAACCAACCCGUCUGUUUUGCCCCAUAGAUACGCACGCCUCGGUUUUGUUGCUAAACAACCAACCCGUCCGUCUUUCCUUUCAGAGAUUCAGGAAAAUGUCUUGAGUUGUGUUUUUUUUUGUUACCAUCAAGCUGAUCUCUUACUAAGGUACCAAACACAGUCAUAGAUUCCAGGACUCUUCAGAUAGAGGAGUUAUGAUUCUACCUGUUCUAAUACCAAUACCAUAAUAAUACUGACAUAGGAAAUAGACUUUAACGUAAAAUAAGUACUUUUUUUUUUUACCUAUUUAGGAUCGCAUUCCUCGUGUUUACAGGUUUUGAAACAGGGUUGAAACAAAAAAAAACCUUGACAGUUAACAGUUAAGACAUUAAUUCAGACGGGUUAAGAUUAGGACUAACGUUUGGGAUGAUGUUAUAUAUAAUAUAUAAACAAGAAAAACAAAAACAAAGCUAUGUAACAUCAACUAGAGUUGUUGAUGGUGGACUCCGUUGUAGGCAGCCUGUUGUGGGCCCAUAGUGAUGUGAGAGAGACAGUAGGACUCUGUUAUGUGUCCCGGUCUCCUUAGUUACAACCUGAUAGACUUCCAUAGAGGGACCAGUUAUUCACUACUCAGGAGCUAUAAGGCAGGUCACAUCUCUCAACUACUAGAAGUCACUAUGUCAUAUUAUUUCCAAAGGAUAUUGAGAAAGAGGGGGAGACGAUUUUUUAUUUAUUUAACCUUUAUUUAACUAGGCCAGACAGUUAAGACUGCUGCUUCUGUCUCCCCAAACCGACGCUGGGCCAAACCCGGACGACGCUGGGCCCGGACGACGCUGGGCCAAUUGUGCAUCUCCCUAUGGGACUCCCAAUUACAGCCGGAUGUGAUACAGCCUGGAUUCAAACCAGGGUGUUUGUAGUGACACCUCAAGCACUGAGAUGCAGUGCCUUAGACCGCUGCGCCACUCGGGAGCCCUGAGGAAGAGGGGAGAGGAAGAGGGGAGAGGAGAGGAAGAUGGGAGAGGAGAGGAGGAGAGGAAGAGGGGAAGAGGGGAGAGGAGGAGAGGAAGAGGGGAAGAGGGGAAGAGAGGAGAGGAAGAGGGGAGAGGAGGAGGGAGGGUGAGCUAGGAGAGCUUGACCUGAUAAAUCUGCACGUCUUUCUACUUAAAAAAAUAAUAAAAAAUAAAAAUAACAUUUUUACAAAAAAAAAAAAAAAAAUCCAGUGAGGAGAAAUACGUAGUGGUGUUUGUUUCUCCGACUCAAUUGUGAUCUAAAAAAAGUGAGAAUGUAAAACUCGGGGGCCAGAGAAAAGCUCUGUCCUGUGAAAGGACUGUUGUGUUGUCGUGACCAUAUCUCCUUCGGGCUUGUAAGAUGUACAGUUCAUGUGAAAUAAAUGCCCUUCUGUGCAACGUGUACAUAACAGCAUGACCCAUGACUAGUUUUGCUUUAAGAAGAAAAAAUAAAAGCAACUAUUUUAUUAAA